Molecule: messenger RNA, 2740 nt
Organism: Melospiza melodia melodia
Lineage: Eukaryota; Metazoa; Chordata; Aves; Passeriformes; Passerellidae
Gene: TIMP4
Product: TIMP metallopeptidase inhibitor 4
Exons: 5
Biological process (GO): response to hormone; negative regulation of endopeptidase activity; response to cytokine
Cellular component (GO): extracellular matrix
Molecular function (GO): protease binding; metalloendopeptidase inhibitor activity
Source: RefSeq, a predicted model, not a curated record
AAAUAAGGGAGUCCCAUGUCCGGGUGAUUUGCAGGCGGCGAGCCCCGGCAGCGCUCGGAGCGAGCAGCGUUUGGUGUCCCGGGCAUCCGGAGCGCAUCCCAGCGCAUCCCAGCGCAUCCCAGCGCAUCCCAGCGCACCCCAGCGCGGCGGAGCGUUUCCCGUGAGCGGAGCAUGAGGCGAGCGGGCAGCGGGAGCGCCGGGAGCAGCCCCGGGAGCGGCGCCGGGGCCCGGGGGGCAGCGCUGGCGCUGGCGCUGUGCGCGCUGUGCGCGCUGCCCGCGCCCGUGCCCGCCUGUAGCUGCGCGCCCGCGCACCCGCAGCAGCUGCUCUGCGAUGCUGCGCUCGUGAUCAGAGCAAAAAUCUCCAGUGAAAAGGUGGUUCCUGCCAGCGAUGAUCCCCUUGAUAGCCACAAAAUGAUCCGGUAUGAAAUCAAACAAAUAAAGAUGUUUAAAGGCUUUGAGAAGCUCAAGGAUGUCCAGUAUGUCUACACCCCUUUUGAUUCAUCACUCUGUGGAGUGAAACUAGAAGCCAACAACAAAAAACAGUAUCUUCUAACAGGCCAAAUUUUAAAUGAUGGCAAAGUGCUGAUCCACUUGUGCAACUACAUUGAGCCGUGGGAUGAUUUAUCCUUGUCUCAGAAAAAGAGCCUGAACCAGAGGUACCAGAUGGGCUGUGGCUGCAAGAUCACCACGUGCUACUCGGUGCCCUGCUCCAUCACGGCGCCCAACGAGUGCCUGUGGACGGACUGGCUGCUGGAGCGGCGGCUGCAGGGCCACCAGGCGCGCCACUACGCCUGCAUCCGCCGCAGCGACGGCACCUGCAGCUGGUACCGGGGCGGGCCGCCCCCCGAGAAGGAGUUCAUGGACAUCAGCGAGCCCUGAGCGCCCAACGGCCCCUCCAGCACCGCCCUGGGAGGCUCCUUCCAUCCCUCCGGCCCAGAAACCAGCACCGCGUCCCCAGAGGGCCCGUGGGGCUGGCACCGCUGCAGGGCGAGGGACAAACCUCCUGCAGGCACCUGCUCUGCUCUGUUAUGCUUUGCGCAGAGGGCUGGCAGCGUCCUCCAAGGCACAACAAACCCCCUUCUUGCCAAUACGAAUGUACGAGAAUAAAAUUUUUCCAGAAUUUUGCCAAUGCGAAAGUUCGAGAACAAAUUUUGCCAGAAUUUUCUCCAAUUUUGCCAUUAUGAAUGUUCAAGAACAAAAAUUUUGCCAAUAUGAAUGUUCGAGAACAAUUUUUUUGAGAAUUUUGUCAAUUUUGCCAAUAUGAAUGUUCGAGAAAAAAAUUUUGCCAAUAUGAACAUUCAAGAACAAAUUUUGCCAGAAUUUUGCCAAUACGAAUGUUCGAGAACAAAUUUUUCGAGAAUUUUUUCCAAUUUUGCCAUUAUGAAUGUUCAAGAACAAAAAUUUUGCCAAUAUGAAUGUUCGAGAACAAAUUUUUCGAGAAUUUUGUCAAUUUUGCCAAUAUGAGUGUUCGAGAACAAAAAUUUUGCCAGAAUUUUGCCAAUAUGAACAUUCAAGAACAAAUUUUGCCAGAAUUUUGCCAACGCAAAUGUUCAAGAACAAAUUUUGCCGGAAUUUUUUCCAAUUUUGCCAUUAUGAAUGUUCAAGAACAAAAAUUUUGCCAAUAUGAAUGUUCGAGAACAAAUUUUUCGAGAAUUUUGUCAAUUUUGCCAAUAUGAGUGUUCGAGAACAAAAAUUUUGCCAGAAUUUUGCCAAUAGGAACAUUCAAGAACAAAUUUUGCCAGAAUUUUGCCAACACGAAUGUUCAAGAACAAAUUUUGCCGGAAUUUUUUCCAAUUUUGCCUUUAUGAAUGUUCAAGAACAAAAAUUUUGCCAAUAUGAAUGUUCGAGAACAAAUUUUUCGAGAAUUUUGGCAAUUUUGCCAAUAUGAGUGUUCGAGAACAAAAAUUUUGCCAGAAUUUUGCCAAUAGGAACAUUCAAGAACAAAUUUUGCCAGAAUUUUGCCAACACGAACAUUCAAGAACAAUUUUUUCCAGAAUUUUGCCAAUACGAAUGUUCGAGAACAAAUUUUUCCAGAAUUUUGCCAAUAUGAAUGUUCGAGAACAAAUUUUGCCGGAAUUUUCUCCAAUAUUGCCAUUAUGAAUGUUCAAGAACAAAAAUUUUGCCAAUAUGAAUGUUCGAGAACAAAUUUUUCGAGAAUUUUGUCAAUUUUGCCAAUAUGACUGUUCAAGAACAAAAAUUUUGCCAGAAUUUUGCCAAUACGAACAUUCAAGAACAAAUUUUGCCAGAAUUUUGCCAAUAUGAAUGUUCAAGAACAAAUUUUGCCAGGAUUUUGCCAGAAUUUUAUCAAUAUGAAUGUUCAAGAACAAAAAUUUUGCCAAUAUCAAUGUUCAAGAACAAAUUUUGCCAGAAUUUUGCCAAUUUUGCCAAUAUGAAUGUACAAAACCAAAUUUUGUCAGAAUUUUGCCAAUAUCAAUGUUCAAGAACAAAUUUCAUGAGAAUUUUGCCAAUACAAAUGUUCAAGAACAAAUUUUGCCAGAAUUUUGCCAAUAUGAAUGUUCAAGAACAAAUUUUGCCAGAAUUUUGCCCCCUGUUUUGAUCACCUGCAGGUUAAGAGCUCCCCGUGUUUUAUUCCAAAUCUUUCCAAUGAACUACAGAAUGUUUUAUAGAACUAUUUUUGUUUUUUUCUGUAUGAAAGUCUUGGAUACGAAAGAAUUAUUGUACAGUGUAUAUGUAAAGUAUUAUAACAAUGUGCUAUUAAAAAAAGAAAAUGAUUCACAAA